Chrysemys picta bellii (western painted turtle) is the source of this 1962-nucleotide messenger RNA. It is a transcript of the gene GPR160, whose product is annotated as G protein-coupled receptor 160. Gene Ontology annotation, cellular component: plasma membrane; signaling receptor complex. The record is from RefSeq and is a predicted model, not a curated record. Lineage: Eukaryota; Metazoa; Chordata; Testudines; Emydidae.
CGCACAAGUAUGAGGAAGUUGGGCGCCUGUUUUCCCAGCAUGGGGCCCCGGGGAGGAGAGAAACUAAGCAAACUAUCUUUCCAGUCUGGGUGCCAGCGCCGUUGACCCCGGCCAGCAGGAGUCCAGCUAGCUAGGGAAAGGCGUGUGAUCGGCCUCAUCCCGCCCCGGGUGGAGGGGGCGUGCGGGGCCAGCCACCCCCAGGAGAGCGGCAGAGGGGCCCUGCGGUGCGGCUACACCCUGUUCUCAUCGGACCCAACCGGCUCUGCGGGCCCGCCCAGCGCCGCGGGCGCCAGGCAGGGCAGUGCUGUGUGCGCUGUUCCGCACCAGCAGUCCCCUCCCUGUGGGCGGCUGCUCCUCCGCCAGGCCCGUCUCACGUCCCAGGGCGGAGCCUGGGGGGACCCCGCCAGCCGCAGCUGCCCCCCAGGGAAACUGGGGGAGCAGCCACGAGCCCCCAGAGCGGCACGGGACAGCGCCGACCGGGGAGCUGUGAGGCAGCCCCGUCCGGGGCUGGGGGGAAGGAGGCUGGGGCGCAGCAAGCCACUUCCCUUGGGCUGCCAGGCGAGGAGGCAGCGUCUGCAGGUAUGAACCACUGCGUCCUGUAAGAUUUAUUUUGCUGGCUCUUAUCCUUGAAGAAUGGCUGCCAUGUCUUGUGCAAAUUGUUCCCUUCAAUACUACAGCCAACUCAAUCAACCUCUUGAAGCUAGCUGUAUGCUGCUCCUGAUUAUGCUUGGAAAAGUGUCGCUCAAUCUCUUCAUGUUGCGAGUUAGAAGUCUGGAUGUAAAACAAAGUUUUAUGGGAUAUUUCUGUAUUUCACUGGCACUCCUUGACUUCACAGUUCUGGUGAAUAUAGCUUUCAUCUCCUAUUUUGAGGACUUUGCACUUUGGGGUGUGAGAUUUACCAAGUACCACAUUUGUCUAUUCACUCAGAUAAUUUCCCUUAUGUAUGGUGUCUUGCAUUACCCAGUUUGUCUUGUGUCUGUUCUGGAUUAUUACAUGACUAUAGCUCAAACCCCUAAACCUGCUAGCAUAGGUCAAAGACUAUUUUAUAUACUUGCUGUGGUUUUUAUAUGGAUUUCAGUCCUCUUUUAUAUUCUGAAAGUUCCAGCUGUCUCUGCAGAAUUAGAAAUACAGAACCACUUUUUUACAUGCCCUUUCUAUAUCAGUGUUCAGAGCUACUGGCUGUCAUUAACCAUCCUGUUUGUUAUAGGUGUGGCUCUUGUGAUUUGUUGGUCAGAAGUUAUAACUAUGGUGCGAUCCGUCCGGAUUAUUUCCUUUACAAGUGUGACUGUUUUAAUCUUUUCAUAUGCAUCUGACUGCGAUUGCACUGUCUGUAAAAAGCAGCUUUUGACAAGACUCCUCAUCUGCUUUCUUGGCACCUGGACACCUUUUGUUUUCCUUCAGAUGAUCAUCUUGUUGCUUGGUGCUCAGAUUCCAGCCUACAUGGAGAUGAAUGUCCCCUGGCUAUACUUCAUAAACAGCUUUCUAAUCGCAACAGCAUACUGGUUUAGGUGUCAUGACAUUCAAUUGACAGAGGGGAUGUGGUCUGCAGAUCCAUUUGUCAGCUGGAAAUUCUGCUUCAUCCCAUUUAACAAUCAAAAUACAGAGCAAGCUGAAAAGCCAGGCACAGUAAUCAUCUGUUAAUGAACUGCUGUGUGAAAAGAAUACAAAUAAGUGCUGUGCAUCAGAGGUGUCUGACUAUGCUAUUUUGAUGUCCUCUGUGAACACAUGUAAAUAGAUUAUACAAGGAAAUUCCUCAAACUACAAUAUGAAGAAAAAUUCACCAAAAUUCUCCAAUAUAUAAUGGAAUAUUGCACUAUAAUGUGGAAUGCUGCACUGUUUUCCAAGAUACACUUCACAUAAAAAUGGGUGCUUAAUGCACAAAAUAUUUUAAUGGAAUGUGUUAUAUUUUCAAAAUAUAGUUGAAAAUAGGUAAAUAAAAAUGUCCAAUACUUCUGCAAAAAA